Molecule: messenger RNA, 2933 nt
Organism: Polychytrium aggregatum
Lineage: Eukaryota; Fungi; Chytridiomycota; Chytridiomycetes; Polychytriales
Exons: 22
Coding region: 19-2835 (938 amino acids)
Molecular function (GO): protein binding
Source: RefSeq, a predicted model, not a curated record
CUCUCCAUCACCCCGGAAAUGAGCAAGCGCUUCCAGCACUUUUCCAAGUACCGCAACUCGGUCCUCACGGCCGCCCGACGAGAGGAAUGGUAUGCCUUGCCUCCGGCCUCGGCGAGCACCUCUGGAGAGCAUAACCCCGUCAAGUCCAAUGGCCAUCAUAUUGCAUUUCGAUCUGGAAGCGGUUCCCUCGUCAACCUGGUGAACCUGAACAAGACCGGCAAACUGCACCCCGACGAUGUGGUUUCGCUCAACCACGGCUGCCUGGUAUCCGAUAUUGAUUUCGGACCGGCCCAAACUCUUGCCAGCGCCGGAGACGAUGGAUUGGUGAAGCUGUGGUCCACCAGCGGCGCCGACGCCUUCACCAAUCUAUCGACACUCAACUCUGGCUCGGGUGGAAAAAGAGUCGAGUCUGUCCUAUUCCAUCCCACUGCCGAUGGCAUCCUCUCGCUUUCAACUGGUAGUCAGAUCCAAGUCUGGAACAUCCACCAAUCCACGCAGCUGUUUCAGCUGCCAGCGGACGAGUCGCCUGUCCAGCACUUUGCAUGGAGUCUCGAUGGAAGUUUGUUGGCCGCUGCAACCAAGGACAACUCGAUGCGCAUUUACGAUCCGCGUGGCAGCACUUCAGCUGUCUCGAAGGGGCUGAUUCAUGACGGAAUUAAGCCAUCCAGACUUGUCUGGGUUGACGGCACGACAACUCUCUUCUCAACCGGAUUCAACAAGAAGCGAGAUAGAGAAUACGCCCUCUGGGACACUCGAAAUGCAUCCAAGCCUUUGGUUUUAAAUCGUCUGGAUACCUCACCCGGAAUUGUCACCCCACUCUACGAUCCGGAUACCAGCAUAGUAUUCCUUGCUGGGAAGGGCGACACCACAGUUAAAUGGGUCGAACUCAAGGCCGAAGAUCCAUAUGUGACUGCGGGGCUGUUGGGAUACUCUGGUAAAGAGGUCCUCAGUGGCGGCUGCAUGAUUCCAAAGUACUCAACCAAUGUUAUGGCCUGCGAGAUCGCUCGACUUUUGCUCCUUGGAAGCGACGGAACAACCAUUGUGCCAGUUUCCUGCACAGUUCCACGAAAGACCAACUUGGACUUUCACAGUGACAUCUUCCCAGAUACUCGUGCACCCGAGCCCGUGCACACCAUCGACAGUUGGAUGUCCAAAGAAGAUCGACCCGCUAGACUCAUUUCUCUCGACCCCAAGAAGAGAACCUAUCCGACCACCCCCUCUACAUCAGCUAGCAUAGGUGCAUUGACCACCGCUACCGGUUCACUUGGCCUUACUUCUGGGGCUCAAGUGGACCCCACACCCGCUCCUAUAAAGACAGUUCCCGUCCAGUCAGCCUCCUUGAACGGAAGUCUGGCGCCACGCAUCAUCACUGUCGUGGAUUCUGGUGCAAGCCCGGCCCGCGUUCCCUUGGUCGCGAGCAGCACAGUCGCCGCUGAGGCGGUGCACGAGGUCAAGCCGAUUAUCGCAAAGCACUCCAAUUACAGAUUCGUGACGGGCAAGGCCGUACCCAAGUUUACCGAUCUUCGACAGCUCAACGUCAGCCUGCCGAUUGAAAGUAACUUUUUAGAGGUUAGCGACAAAUUGAUUGCCUUCCCAAUCACUGGUCCUGGUGGUCGGAUUGCCGUCAUCAGGGCCGAUCAGCCCAAGAGGUUCGACCCCAAAAUCCCCGCGGUACUCUCUGGCUCGGACGUUACGAGCUUCAAGUUUGACCCCUUUGAUGGCCACAAACUGGUUGCUGGCAGCGACGAUGGCAAGAUUCGGAUUUGGCAGAUCCCGGAGAAAGGCUUGAGCGACGAUAGCCUUGAACCUACUCAGGUGCUCUCUGCCCACGGCAAUAGAGUUCUUGCCCUUUUGUUCCAUCCAAUCGUCAAAGAUGUGCUUCUGUCGGCAUCAAUUGAGCAGGAUGGCCCAAAAAUCAAGAUAUGGAACAUGCAGACCCUUCAGGCAACCACCCAGAUACCUCUUCCAGAUCUGCCGCUUGGUGUUGUUUUUAGCCUCGAAGGUGACAGGAUUGUGGCCGCCUGUCGUGAUAAAAUCAUUCGAAUCUACGACGCCUUGACCGGAGCCCUCAUCAAGGAGGGUCCCUCGCACGACGGAACGAAGGGGUGUCGCUUGGCAUGGCUCGCAGGCAACACUCGGUUUGUGACUGUGGGAUAUGGCAGGACAAGCACCAGAGAAGUCCGAAUCUACGACGUCGACAGACUCAGUGGGCCGAUCUAUACCCUCGAGCUGGAUAUCUCGCCGUCAUUACUGAUUCCUCACUUUGAUGAAGAUACUUCGCUCCUCUACCUCGUUGGCCGGGGCGAAAGCUUCAUUCAAAUCUGCGAGGUCUCCAAGGACCAAGAUUCUGUCCAAGUGAUUGCGCGCUUUGACGGCAGCGCGGUCCAGCAGGGUCUUGGUUUCCUUAGCAAACGCCAGUGCAACGUGGCUGAGAUCGAGAUUGCUGUCGGAUGGCGACUAACUUCAAGUGGGGUCGAGUCCAUCUCCUUUACUGUACCGCGCCUCAAGAAAGAGUACUUUCAAGAUGACAUCUUCACUCCAACCCGGGUAACUUGGGAGCCCCUCCUGACAGCUCUGGAGUGGAUUGGAGGCCAGAAAAAGGAAGCCAAGUAUCUCGACCUCCGCCCGAACCACAUGACACCUAUCUCUCAGGCAGUUGCGGUGCAGCCUUCUGUACCAAUCCGACGCGGACCCAAGCCCAAAGAGCUCACCGAGGAUGAGAAGAAAUCGCAGCUGCUGUCUCAAAUGAGAGCCAAUGCCAUCGAUGACGAUGAGAAUGAAGUCCUGCAGCAAGACAAGAUGGAGGGUGUCGACGAUGCCGAAUGGGACGACUGAGCACGUUCCUUCAAGAACGGUGGCUCGCCCACCCGCAUAUCGCUGAUCGAUCUCCUCAGGACUCUCAAUUUAUAUCAAUACAAUUGCGUUCGCUACUA